Molecule: messenger RNA, 1038 nt
Organism: Annulohypoxylon truncatum
Lineage: Eukaryota; Fungi; Ascomycota; Sordariomycetes; Xylariales; Hypoxylaceae
Exons: 6
Molecular function (GO): fatty acyl-CoA hydrolase activity
Source: RefSeq, a predicted model, not a curated record
CCUCUCCAACUCGUCAGAUCUGUUCUGAAGUCUUUCAUGAAAGACUCUGGCCUAGAACCAAGACUCCUAGGGCCACAUUUCAGAGUUACAAAUGCUGUCGUUGGAAAAGUUGACUUCGAGCUGGAUAUCGCCAAGGACCACACGGUGAGGCACGCAACCUGACUCCAAGAUCGAUAUACAAUAGUGUGUGCUUGUUACUCAUUCUCUAGAACCGACUAAAAAUACUGCACGGGGGCACGAUUGCGAGCAUGGUAGACCUGGGAGGCUCAUUAGCAGUUGCGUCGAUGGGACUCUACGCUACUGGCGUAUCGACAGACUUGAAUGUUACAUACCUGAGCAGCGGCGGCCAGGUUGGCGAUAAGCUCAGCGGAACCGCGAUAUGUGAUCUGAGUGAGUACAUAACAUCCCCUCGAAGUAAACUGAGGAAGAAGACCUCAUAUGUUAGUAUAGUGGGUAGGAGGCUAGCCUACACAUCCAUCACGUUUAAGAACGCUAAAGGGGAGCUUACGGCAAGGGGAAGUCAUACAAAGUACGUGGCGAAUGCCUGGAAAGGACAGGAAACACCCUUCGUACCUCCGGAAGGGGUAGAAAUCGAAGAGGAUAGCUGAUCUAUAUGUGCCAAGCUAGCUAGCUUGGUGAUUUCUAGUACGGUCGGCAGCGAAUCUUUCUGUCAAGGCAUCGUGUAUUGUUUCCCUCGAAACCUCGAGCUGUCCGUAAGGUCAAAUCCAUCCAAUCGGACUGCCUAGCAUUUGGAUAUAAAAGCUCAAGUCACAUAUACCUUGACCUAGGUCUGGUAGAUAUAGGGAACAGGGCUUAAUAACUACUGCCGACCAACAAACCCGGGAAUUGCGGGGCGCGUCUCCAACGGCUAAUACAUUCAUGUAUGUAAUUCAAGGGCAGUGACAUAACCAGCAUAACUCGGCCAGCUCGGGGUCACUAUUCCUUUAAGCUCUCUCCACACCUCUCUUGGCUUGGUUUGAUUCCUUACAUACAGGUUCCUAACCUAACCUACCUAGUAAUAAGUGCCAGCCCCUUGAG